Trypanosoma rangeli is the source of this 369-nucleotide messenger RNA. Its product is annotated as putative trans-sialidase. The transcript has a single exon. Lineage: Eukaryota; Euglenozoa; Kinetoplastea; Trypanosomatida; Trypanosomatidae. The coding region runs from base 1 to 369 and encodes 122 amino acids. The record is from RefSeq and is a predicted model, not a curated record.
AUGAUAACUUGUUUGCCGUGUGCGAGAGAAGGGACAGUGAGACAAGCAGCCUUCUUCUUGUGCCCCUCACCGAGCAGCUGCAGCGGGCCACAAGGCUGGGCGGUCUGCAGCUCUCCCGUGCCUGCGGAUGGGUUGGUUGGCUUUUUGUCCGGCGCUGGGAAUGCCACCCAAUGGGCCGGUGAUUACCGUUGGAUGAACGCUGCGGUGAGUGGCGCGACAAGGAUUGCCGACGGCUUUAAUCUGACAGGGUCCGCGUUGCGGAUUGUGUGGCCAGUGAUUGAGCGGGCGGGGGCGCCGGCGUACAGCUCUGCUUUGCUGGGCGUGAGCGUGAGCGUGGGCCGGCACGUGCAGGAGCUGAGCCCGAGCUAG